Phycomyces blakesleeanus NRRL 1555(-) is the source of this 843-nucleotide messenger RNA. RefSeq lists its product as hypothetical. Lineage: Eukaryota; Fungi; Mucoromycota; Mucoromycetes; Mucorales; Phycomycetaceae. The transcript has 6 exons. Gene Ontology annotation, cellular component: ribonuclease H2 complex. Gene Ontology annotation, molecular function: RNA binding; RNA-DNA hybrid ribonuclease activity. Bases 1 to 843 code for a protein of 280 amino acids. The record is from RefSeq and is a predicted model, not a curated record. Gene Ontology annotation, biological process: mismatch repair; DNA replication, removal of RNA primer.
AUGUUGGGAAAUGAGACUUUAACAGAUACUAUUGAUAAACUUUCAGAGGUCAUUGGAUUUAGAUUGCCUUCUGUACAACUUCCACACCAAAAGUCAUACACCUAUUCUAGUCCUGUUCCUGCAUUGUUGGUGGAGAAUUUACCAAACAAGGUUAAUGAACCAUGUGUUCUAGGUGUAGAUGAAGCAGGAAGAGGACCAUGCCUUGGACCAAUGGUAUAUGCCGUCAGCUAUUGUCCAGUUUCUCGUCACCAGGAAUUCAAAGCCAUGGGUUUUGAUGAUUCCAAGAAACUCACGGAGGACCGCCGUACCGCAUUGGCCAAAAUUAUUGAGGCUAAUUUGGAUUGGGUCGGCUGGGCUGUGUAUGUAAUUUCCCCCCAAGAUAUAUCUGUCAAUAUGCUGGCUAGACCUCCAUUUAAUCUCAAUGAAAUGGCUCACGACGCAACAAUCAAGUUGAUCCGUAGUGUUCUUGAGCAAAAAGUUAACUUGACAGAGAUAUAUGUAGAUCCUGUUGGUCCGUCGCAAUCCUAUCAGGUUAAGCUUUCUCGUAACUUUCCUGGUAUAUCUAUCACAGUUGAACCAAAGGCAGAUGCUCUCUAUCCUAUUGUCAGUGCAGCAAGUAUCUGUGCUAAAGUUACACGUGAUCAAAUUGUCCAGAACUGGAUUUGGACAGAAGAAGGCUUAGACAUCCCUAAGAAUUUUGGGUCUGGCUAUCCUUCAGAUCCAAACACUGUAAAGUGGUUGAAGAAGAACGGAGAUCGAUUUUUUGGAUAUCCCAGUAUCAUUCGGUUUAGCUGGAAGACGAUCUCUACUAUAAUCGAAGAACCCAAGAAUAUUGAAUGGUAA